AGUAACCAAAUAAAAAGGAACUCGAGACCAUCCCAAGAUCUCAUUCCGUUACCUUUAGUCCGUUCACUCCCAUUGUUCCUCCGGAGAUCGGACGAUUCCCGCCGUCCGAUCUCAGCUCAUUUUCAGAUCCGUAUCCGCAAUUUGCUACAAGUUUGCUUGAGAUCAAAAUUAAGCUGCUAUGGGAUCUGAUGGUCAAAAUUGGUAUUUCGAUUUAACCUAUGACCAAUGGACUCCUCUGUCUGUCUCUGGUCCGAGACCAGCUGCACGCUACAAGCAUGCAGCUGCUACAGUUGAUGGAAAAUUAUACAUCAUUGGUGGAAGUCGUAAUGGACGAUACCUGUCUGACAUUCAGGUUCUUGAUCUAAAGAGUUUGACAUGGUCCGUUAUAAAGUUGAAUUCUGGAGUUCUUCCAGCUACCUCUGGCCACAAUAUGAUUAAGUGGGAAAAUAAACUUCUAUUUCUUGCUGGUCACUCAAAGGAUGUUUCUGAUACAGUAACAGUUCGGUUCAUCGAUCUUCAAUCAUAUGAAUGUGGUGUCAUAGAGACCUUUGGAAAACUUCCGGUAGCCCGAGGUGGGCAAUCUGUUACCAUUUUUGGAUCUAAACUCAUAAUGUUUGGUGGAGAAGACCGGAAUAGGUUUCUGCUAAAUGAUGUUAAUGUUCUUGAUCUAGAGACAAUGACUUGGAGUACUGUUGAGACCACGCAGACAUCCCCAGCUCCCAGAUUCGAUCAUACAGCUGCACUCCAUGCCGAUCGCUACCUUCUGAUUCUGGGUGGAUGUUCUCAUUCAGUAUUUUUCAACGAUCUUCAUGUCCUUGACUUGGAAACGAUGGAAUGGUCGCGACCACAACUUCAGGGGGAUCUGGUUAGUCCAAGAGCUGGUCAUGCUGGUGUUACUCUAGGUGACAACUGGUAUAUCGUUGGUGGUGGAGAUAACAGAAGCGGUGUGCCAGAAACUCUUGUGUUAAAUAUGUCGAAGCUUGUAGUUUCAGUAUUAGCAACUGUAAAGGGGAGAGAUCCGCUCGCAAGUGAGGGACUGAGUGUGUCUUCAGCAUUACUUGAUGGUGAGAAAUUCUUGGUUGCUUUUGGUGGCUACAAUGGGAAGUACAAUAACGAGGUAUAUGUUAUGAGGCCUAAACCAAGGGAUGUAUUACAUCCCAAGAUACUUCAGUCACCAGCGGCCGAAGCAGCAGCAGCUUCUGUUAGAGCUGCAUAUGCCUUAACUAAACCUGAAAAGUUGGAUUUAUCUGAAAGAGAAGAUUCCAAUUUUAAGGAAGUCCAUGUUGAUAACACUCAGCAAAAGCUUUCAGCCGAAAUUAGUGCAAUUGGACAACAAAAAAAGGCGUUGGAGUCAUUGCUUGCAGACGUCCAAGCAGAAAAUGCUAAUCUCAAGGCCAAGAUUGAAGAAGUCAAUAACACUCAUGCUGACUUGUCCAAGGAGCUUCAGUCAGUUCAAGGUCAACUUAUAUCUGAGAGAUCAACAUGUGCUAAACUGGAGGCACAAAUAACGGAGCUACAAAAGAUGCUCGAAUCCAUGCAGUCUAUAGAGGAGGAAGUUCAAGCUCUACGAAAAGAGAAAUCUGAAUUGGAACGUGACAUGGAGCGUGCUGCAUCUGUCCAGAAACAGGGCUCGGGCGGUGCUUGGAAGUGGAUUACUGGAUGAGCAUGAAAAUCAAUUUGCGCAUUUGCAACCUCAGUUUUUUUCCCCAUUACUGCCAGUUUGCAAAUCUUGUAAUGCUGUUUUGUUAGAGGAAGUGCGACUUUGGAAUUUUUGUUGAACAUAUAUGGUUGUGUGAAGAUUAGGAAAUGAUUGAAAAAACACAUGUAGCAUGCUUUUCACUUGCUUUCUUUAUGUCAUCUGUGGCACUAGCAUUUUGUAAUCGCAACUUUUAAUUGUAGCAAAUUCAUUGUUUUUCAGUGUCAUAUAUACCUCAUUCAUUUGUAAA
Nicotiana tabacum (common tobacco) is the source of this 1946-nucleotide messenger RNA. Its product is annotated as acyl-CoA-binding domain-containing protein 4. Gene Ontology annotation, molecular function: protein binding. NCBI's taxonomy places the organism in Eukaryota, Viridiplantae, Streptophyta, Magnoliopsida, Solanales, Solanaceae. The record is from RefSeq and is a predicted model, not a curated record.